Molecule: messenger RNA, 1068 nt
Organism: Rhipicephalus sanguineus (brown dog tick)
Lineage: Eukaryota; Metazoa; Arthropoda; Arachnida; Ixodida; Ixodidae
Exons: 2
Coding region: 1-1068 (355 amino acids)
Source: RefSeq, a predicted model, not a curated record
AUGGAGCGUGCUAAGAACAAGCGGGCGUCGCGUCGAUCCCAGAGUGCGAGGAUUGUGAAUGAGGUAAAUCAGAUCGUACAGUCAGACCAGCUUGAGCUAUCGACGCUUCACGUCCUCCACAGCCGGUUAAAGGCGGUCCAGACGGAGUUAGCUGCGCUGAACGCCGAGUUGGAAACCUUCCUGACAGACGAGCAGGUGGCAGAAGACUACGAUUCCGUCAUGGAAUAUGAAGACGCUGCUACCAGUGCUUUGGCCCUGCUCGAACACCACAUGAACAGGCUCAAGGUCUCCUCACCGGCUUCGACGGCGCAUCCGCCUGCAACCUCUACUGGGGAGGACCCACCAGCGACCUCAGAGAGGGAACCGACGCGACCUCAACGUGAGCUUGGUGCACGAUUGCCCAAGUUAGAACUUUUGCGCUCUGACGGCAGUUUAACUCGAUGGCAGCCGUUUUGGGAUAUGUUCCGGCACUCCGUACACGAUAACCCGAGCUUGUCCAACACAGAUCGGUUCCACUAUCUUGUGUCCUUACUCGACGGGCCCGCUACUCAAGCCGUCGCCGGAAUUCAGGUCACAGAUUCAUCUUACCGCGACGCACUUGACCUAUUAAAACAAAGAUUUAGGAACGCCAAGCUAAUCGAGCACAAGCACCUGGAGAGGCUCCGCACACUAAAACCCGUCAGGUCGUCGAGCGACGUAUCAGACUUGCGGAAGCUGUACGACGAAGUACAAACGUCCUCGGAGACGGGCAAUCCUGGGAAUUGGUCGUUCCCAUCGUCCGAGCAGCGGAUCCGGGCAGCUGAGCCACCGUGGAGCGCAGAAAUCACCGUCCCGGCUGCCGAGAGGACUCUGCUGCCAGUGGCUAGCCACGGCACGAGCCCGGGUGCCUACCGCCAGAUUCCACGCUCGGUACGUGGGCAGGAAGGUGGCCAGCCGCUUGUCAAGGCCAACCCCUCCGGUAACCUCUGCGCCGACUCAACCCAUCGUCCGCUCCACAAGCGCCGUCACCGUCAACGUGUCACGACGACUCCGCCGCCCGAGCCACCACCAGCGAUUCAAAACCGGUGA